AUGCAGAAAUUGGCUGAUUUUAAGCUUCCUCGGUUCUUCAACUAUCCUCCAUACUUCACUUUGCAGCUUGUGAGGGACACUCGUGAGAAGCAAAUACAGCUGUGGAAAGAGCUUAUUUUGGAUUACUGCAAAACCCAAAAAGUUUUCUUGAUUGGCGUUGAAGAAGAUUUCCCUCUCUUCUCAAACUCUUCCAUUGAUAGUAUGAUCCAUUACUGCCUUUUCACCUGA
Messenger RNA from Thlaspi arvense, 228 nucleotides. The record is from the annotation of a GenBank genome assembly. Lineage: Eukaryota; Viridiplantae; Streptophyta; Magnoliopsida; Brassicales; Brassicaceae.